GCAUUCUCUGGAGAAGGUCAGGACUGGGUGGCCCUUGAAGGCCUGGAAUUAUAAAAAGAGAUUUGUGUCAGGGGUUUGAACAUGCAGGCAAAAUGAGGGUCCUUUUGCUCUUGGGAUUGGUGGCUGUUGCUCUCUGUGAGCCGAUCAGAUUUGUGGGAGACAAGGUCCUCCGUCUGACACCUGGAUCCGAGGAAGAUGUGACAAUAAUCAGGGAAAUAGGCCACAAAAUUAAGGUGGACUUCUGGAAGCCUGAUAGUCCUGACCUUGUGACCAUUGGCAUGAAUGUUGACAUUCACGUUCCUGCAGCCCAGCUUGACAUGGUCUUCACCAUUUUACAGCAAAGUGGCAUGGAAGUUAAGGUCAUGUUUGAAAAUCUUCAGGAGGCUGUGGAGACUCAGAUGGACAACAAGAUGGCAACAAAGGCCCAUGACUAUACAAAGUACAACAACUGGGCAACGAUUAAUGAUUGGGUAAUCUCCAUCAGCUCUGCCAAUGCUGACCUGAUCAGCAGGCAGGUGAUAGGGAACACUUAUGAGGGACGUCCCAUGCACCUCCUGCAGAUUGGAAAGAAGACAGGCUCUGCUAAGCCAGCCAUCUUCAUGGACUGUGGCUUUCAUGCCAGAGAAUGGAUUACUCACGCUUUCUGUCAGUGGUUCAUAAAGGAGGUACAUACAUCCUAUGGCAGUGACCCUGAGAUGACCAACCUUCUGGAUAGAAUGGACUUCUUUGUUUUGCCUGUCUUCAACAUUGAUGGCUAUGAAUACACCUGGACUAAAGACAGGAUGUGGAGAAAGACCCGAUCCAGGAACAGUGGUAGCAGCUGUAUCGGUACUGACCCCAACAGAAACUUUGAUGCUGGAUGGUGCACCACUGGAGCUUCCAGCAACCCUUGCAGUGAAACCUACUGUGGAAGCAGCAUAGAAUCUGAGAUUGAGUCCAAGAAUUUGGCCAACUUCAUCCGCUCCAACAAGUCCAUCAUCAAGUCUUACCUGACUAUCCACUCAUAUUCCCAGAUGCUCCUUUUCCCCUAUUCCUACAAAUAUGAUCUGGCUGCUCAUCACUCAGAGCUGCUGAGUGUGUCUCAGGGAGCUAUUGCAGCUCUGCGCUCCCUGUAUGGAACCAGAUACACUAGCGGCCCUGGUGCUGUGACCAUCUGUGAGUAUAAAGAGUCCAAGAAAAGCUCUGUGAAAUACUCCUACACCUUCGAGCUGCGUGACGAAGGUCGUUAUGGAUUCCUGCUGCCUGAGUCUCAGAUCAAGCCCACUUGUGAGGAGACCAUGCUAGCUGUCAAAUACAUUGCUAACCACGUACUCAACAACCCGUACUGAGAGUGAACUGUCUAAAAAAAGCUUGACUGUGGCUGUGCAUUCUGUGACAUCAAUCUCAAAAUGCCAUGAUCAAUAAAGCAAUAGAAUACAGAA
Molecule: messenger RNA, 1421 nt
Organism: Cyprinus carpio (common carp)
Lineage: Eukaryota; Metazoa; Chordata; Actinopteri; Cypriniformes; Cyprinidae
Product: carboxypeptidase B-like
Exons: 11
Coding region: 93-1328 (411 amino acids)
Biological process (GO): proteolysis
Molecular function (GO): zinc ion binding; metallocarboxypeptidase activity
Source: RefSeq, a predicted model, not a curated record